AUGGCGGGGUUCUGGUCGUGGCUGGCCAAGGUGGCGCGCUUUCUAAUCCGAUGGUGCGGCGGCGCGGCCGGUGACGGGCCCCGCGACCCCGAGCUGCUGUCCAGGCAAACCAUCUUUAGCGUCAACGAGAUCGAGGCCCUCUACGUGCUGUUCAAGCGGAUCGACCGCGCCGCCGUCGAGGACGGCGUGAUCAGCAAGGAAGAGUUCAACCUCAAAGUCUUUGGUGCCAACAAACAACACACUAUUUUUGUUGACCGGGUGUUUGAUUUGUUUGACUCAAAUGAAACCAAGGGACUUGAAUUUGAAGAAUUUGCACGAGCUCUUUCAGUCUUCCAUCCUGACACUCCUGUUGAUGAUAAGAUCAAGUUUGCUUUCAGACUGUAUGAUAUCAAAAGCCAAGGCUUCAUCGAAAGACCAGAGCUGAAGCAAAUGAUGGAGGCCACCCUUGCUGAAUCAAAUCUAAAUCUUUCAAACGAGGUCAUCGAAGUCAUCAUUGACAAGACUUUUGAAGAAGCAGAUACAAAGAAAGAUGGAAAAAUUGAUUUCGAGGAGUGGCAUAGCCUUGUCAUGGCACAUCCUUCUCUACUGAAGAACAUGACUCUCACGUACCUCAAGGAUAUCACCAUGACAUUUCCAGAGUUCAUCUUCCACUCACAAGUGAGGGAAUCGUGAUGUGUAAUGGGUCCACAAAACAUAGGCAAACAUAAAGGAGAGAAUCUAUCCAUUAUUGCGGCAACUACGCUGUAUCCAUAUUCUUUUGUUGUAUUACCUACAUGUGAAAUCCAUACCAUCAUGAGUUUAUAGAAAGUUGU
Molecule: messenger RNA, 812 nt
Organism: Setaria italica (foxtail millet)
Lineage: Eukaryota; Viridiplantae; Streptophyta; Magnoliopsida; Poales; Poaceae
Product: calcineurin B-like protein 3
Exons: 8
Coding region: 1-672 (223 amino acids)
Biological process (GO): calcium-mediated signaling
Molecular function (GO): calcium ion binding; kinase binding
Source: RefSeq, a predicted model, not a curated record